GAGCGCGGGGAGAGGGGAAGAGGGUCAGGUGGGGGCGGGAGCGGGACACGACGGCUAGGCCAGGCCUGCGGGGGCGAGGGGGAGGCGGCGGGACACAGGAAACCGUUGUGGGGCCCCGGGGCCACGUGUCCUUCCAUCCAGGAAGCUUGUGGUGCAACCGCAGUGUGCCUGAAAGCGCCCCGGUUGUGGUGCCCUCCCAGAGGCACUGCCUCAGCUCCCGGCGUGCCCGCCGCCCCACCCCAUCUCGCCGCCCUGGGACUCCUCCGUGGCCUUUGCCCAGUUCCUCGGAGCCAGCGCCCCUGCCCCUGCCCCGCAGAUAGCCACCGGCCACAAAUACAGGUCUCCUCGAUGACGUUACCACCCCCGCCCACCUGCGGCCAGGUGCCCUUCAGAGUGUGGCCUCCAGCGGAGCGGCGGUAGAACCUGCACAGCUGCUGCUUUCCAGCGUGUCGCCCUUUCCCUCAGCCCCGCAACAGUGAAAUGGACAUAAUUCCCCCGUCCAGGAUUAUGGGGAUUAAAUUAGAAGUCAACUGCUAAUUUAAAGCAGCAGCUUCUUUUCUUUCUUAGCAGAGCCCUGGGGUUGGAAGGAGAGCAGUUAGAAAUUCAUUCAUUUAUUCAUUCCUUCGGCAAAUAUUUGUGUGGCUUACCACUAGCCAGUCCUAUGGCUGAGCAGCCAUGACCCUUAGAUACUUUGCCUAGAGGUCCUACCGUCUGAGGAGCAAAGAGUGGAUUAGAAAGUGAGCAGGGGCCAUUCCCAGACAGCCUGCCCUUUCCAACAUUGGCACACCAAGGAGGCCAAGUGAGCCCCUCUCUUAGCCCAAGCCCCAGAGCUGGGAAGACCUUAGGGAGUGAGGUCAGUGCGCCCAUCUUUGAACUGCAGUGACCUCUACGAGUGUUCUGUUCUUCAUCCUGUUGCCAUUCCUCCUGCCACACCCUGCCCCUUCUCCUUUUGCAGUGUCCUCUCUAGACACAGAUCUCCAAUAUCUGGCCAUUCCAGCUGCACCAUCAGGGAGAGGUCAGAAACCACAGUUUGGGGCAGAGGCCUGGGACCAUGCAGUGGUGGGAGCAGAAGGCAGGAUGAGGCUAACAUUCUCUCUUCUCUGGAGAGCACUGGCCUGGUCUGUCCUGGUCUUCCCAGACCCUGGGACAUCUGUGUGAAUGGAAGGGGUCUGCCCCCUGCAGCCCAGAGGAGACAUUCCAGUUGUUCCCACCCACCCCUGCCCCAACACCAGGCACUUCCUGAUUGUGCCUGAAGGAGCUUCCUGAUACUGAGGAACUGUAAGAACUGAGGCCUAAUACUUUUCUGGCCAGGAGCGUGUGUCCUGUUCAUCUUCCAUACCAUCCUCCACCUGCCUGGGGAUUCUCCCCCUUCCUCUUUGCCUUUCUGGCCCCAGGACAGUUGCGUAUUAGGAGGGUGUGUGUGUGUGUGUGUGUGUGUGUGUGUGUGUGUGUGUAUCCUGGUGACAAGGAGUGAUGUGGUGGUGGUCCUGGCUUGAGAGCACCUGAGCUGGAAGGGAUGGGCCAGCUUCCCAGAUGAAGGUUCCAGAAGGUCCCCUCACCUAUAUUCUGGACAGAUCUGGGACUUCAGUCAGGUGUCUGUGGGAGAGGCUUUCUGGUGGAGGAACAAGUGUAACCAGAUUCCUGACUUCCCUAGAAAAGGCGACUCCCUCUUCAACUAAAACUCAGGAUAAUAAUUCCUUUCUAGGGCACUGGAGAUUAAAUGAGAUACCUUAUAUGAAACAUGAGUUUGAUGGAGGUUAGUUUUCUCUUAUGCUUUUCUCUCCUGUGGAUAACCCCUUUUGAAAGAGGGGAGAAAACAGUCUUUUGCUGCAUUUCUUGGGCCUCAUCCCAAAAGUCUGAUUACUUUCUUUUGUCAAUGAUUUCUUAAUUUUGCUAUUCUCUUGGCUUUCCUGAUAAAGCAGAAGAAAAUGAUCUGAAAAUGCAGCCCAAAGGAUUUAGGGAAAGGCAUAAUUUCGUUAGAAUCUGGAAAUGUCAGUGACAAGAUUCUGUUUCUCAAUGUCCUUUGAAAACCUCUGUGGGAUAUUUGAUGUCAAAUGCAUCCAGAAGGCAGGAGCAUGGAUGUGGAGCUUUCCUAAUCCCCAUUCCCAACAAAUCCUGCCAAUUUUAAUAGCCUUUGAAUUACUUUAUGCCUCAGUGUCCCCAUCUGUAUCAGGAAGAUGCUUGUUCCUUAGACAGGUGGUAAGGUUUGUGCAACAAGUCUGUGUAGCUUGGAAGUAAGGUGUGGUGCCAGCUCCAAGUGUUCUGGUUUGCUCUUCUCACCCAUUACAGCAUUUGAACACCUUUCUUUACUGUAAAUGAGUUUGGCCAUCCAUGAGUCCUGGCUUUUACUAGUCCCACAGAAGCCAGGUCUAGAGCUUUUAGAGGCAAAGCAGCUGUUUUCCCUAUCCUAGCACCCCACUCUCUUCCAGAAGGCUGCUUAUUCUUAGUAGGAGUGGCAAACACUGGCGCCAACCCCUUUUGCCCCCUGCUUUCCCUUUGGGGCAGCUUCCUGGCAAAAACUUUCUCUGCAUUUACUCAUUCAGGGGUUUCUGUGAGAAUCCAAGGUGAUUUUUUGCUAUUCCUUCUCUCUUACCUAGUCUCCAGACACAGCAGUGGGCUAGCAGCUCUGCCUGUAGCUUGGGCAGUACGGCUGACCUGGCCUGAUCCAGAGGAAGGCUGAGCAGGCGUGGGGGUUGGGUGGAGAUCACCCGGAUGCUUUCCACUGCCACACAAUCACCCUCAGGCUGCUGGUGCAGUCAGUCCCCUAUCUUGAGCUGGGGACAGUCUCCUGAGCUAGUGCUUCCUAUUUGAGAAGAGGGACUCUGCUGGAACCCUGGAACAAGUGCCAGUGACAGAACUCUGCAUCGGGUGAAAUUCACCGUUGUAGCUAUUUCCCAAAUAUCAUGAACUCUGGGCUUAGAGAUGGGUUUUGCUCUUCACUGCACCAUCAGGAAAGGAGGCUAUUGGAUAUUGACUUCCAGAACUCUUUCUUUUGUUGUAAGAAUUAAUCUAUUUGGAUAAUUAUUAGGCCAAGUCUAUUUAUCUCAAUCAGGAGAGGACAGUGGCAUCCCGGCUGCAGAGAGUGUUUGGGCAUGUGCUCUAGGUUGGGAUGUCCUGGAAGUUCUAGAAUUCAGCAGGUGGCCCUGCUGGGGUUUUUGACUUCCAUUGAUCAAGUUGAGAAGUGAAAGGUCAACAAUCUAAGUGAUGGAGAUAUAGGAUCCCUAUCCUGAGACCAGCCAGUUUCCACUGCCCACAGUCUGACGCUAUCCACUGUUGUCCACUGUUCUAAGAUUGUAAAUAAACUCUCUGCACAAUCUGCAGCCCAGAUUCAAAAUCCUUAGCCCAGAAGUAGCCAGACCUUUCUGGCUUCUUUCAGCCAGAGGUGUUUGCUCUUGACCUUUUCUCUCGCCACACCCUGAGGCCCUUGGGAGGAGCUGAGAUCUGCACUGCAGUGCCAGGAUGCUGACUCUGUUGGUGCUGGCUGCUGCUGCCUUCCUGGGUCCCGUCACAUCCUUCUUGCUCAACUACUGGGUGCACAGGAUGGAAACUUCUCUCCCCUCUCUGGAAGAUAGCGCGUGGCUUGGCUUCACGGAGUUGUGGCUGGAGGCUGAAGCAGCCCCUUUCUCAGGCUUUCUGUCACCAGUCUGUCUGUGUUAGGGGAGAGGGGAGUGCUCUCUGUCCUGAAGGCCCAGAGAUGGAAGGACAAGUGGUAGGCCGGGUGUUCAGGCUCUUCCGACGUCGAGCAGGACCGCCCCAGGACAAUUCGGGGGAAGCUUUAAAGGAACCAGAAAGGGCCCAGGAGCACUCUUUGCCCAACUUUGCUGGGGGGCAGCACUUCUUUGAAUACCUUCUUGUGGUUUCUCUCAAAAAAAAGCGUUCACAGGAUGAUUACGAGCCUAUAAUCACCUACCAAUUUCCCAAGCGGGAGAACCUGCUUCGGGGUCAGCAGGAGGAGGAGGAGCGGCUACUCAAAGCUAUCCCCUUGUUCUGCUUCCCAGACGGGAAUGAGUGGGCAUCACUCACCGAGUAUCCCAGGGAGACCUUCUCCUUCGUUCUGACCAAUGUGGAUGGGAGCAGAAAGAUUGGAUACUGCAGGCGUCUCUUGCCUGCCGGCCCUGGCCCUCGCCUUCCCAAAGUGUACUGCAUCAUCAGCUGCAUCGGCUGCUUCGGCUUGUUCUCCAAGAUCCUGGAUGAAGUGGAGAAGAGACAUCAGAUCUCCAUGGCUGUCAUCUACCCGUUCAUGCAGGGCCUCCGAGAGGCGGCCUUCCCUGCUCCUGGGAAGACUGUCACUCUCAAGAGCUUCAUCCCCGACUCAGGCACUGAGUUCAUUUCACUGACACGGCCCCUGGACUCCCACCUAGAACAUGUGGAUUUUAGUUCUCUAUUGCACUGUCUCAGUUUUGAACAGAUACUUCAGAUCUUUGCCUCUGCUGUGCUGGAGAGAAAAAUCAUCUUCCUGGCAGAAGGUCUCAGCACCCUAUCUCAGUGCAUCCAUGCUGCUGCUGCGCUGCUCUACCCCUUCAGCUGGGCGCACACCUACAUCCCUGUUGUCCCUGAGAGCCUUCUGGCCACCGUCUGCUGCCCCACCCCCUUCAUGGUUGGAGUACAAAUGCGCUUCCAGCAGGAGGUCAUGGACAGCCCUAUGGAAGAGGUCCUGCUGGUCAAUCUUUGUGAAGGAACCUUCUUAAUGUCGGUUGGUGAUGAAAAAGACAUCCUGCCACCGAAGCUUCAGGAUGGCAUCUUAGACUCUCUCGGUCAGGGGAUCAAUGAGUUAAAGACUGCAGAACAAAUCAACGAGCAUGUUUCAGGCCCUUUUGUACAGUUCUUUGUCAAGACUGUGGGUCACUAUGCUUCCUAUAUCAAGCGGGAGGCAAAUGGGCAAGGCCACUUCCAAGAACGAUCCUUCUGUAAGGCUGUGACCUCCAAGACCAACCGCCGAUUUGUGAAGAAGUUUGUGAAGACACAGCUCUUCUCACUUUUCAUCCAGGAAGCUGAGAAAAGCAAGAAUCCUCCUGCAGGCUAUUUCCAACAGAAAAUACUUGAAUAUGAGGAACAGAAGAAACAGAAGAAGCCAAGGGAAAAAACUGUGAAAUAAGAGCUGUGGUGAACAAGAAUGACUACAGCUACACACCAUUUCUGGACUUCAGCCCCUGCCAGUGUGGCAGGAUCAGCAAAGCUAUCAGCCCCCCCAAAUCCAUAACCUCACUCUGAGUCUUGGUAUCCAGGUAUUGCUUCAAAUUGGUGUCUGACAUUUGGAUCCCUGGUAUCGAUUUCUCAGGACUUUGGAGGGCUCUGACACCAUGCUCACAGAACUGGGCUCAGAGCUGCAUUUUUUGCAGAGGUGACAGGUAGGAAACAGUAGUACAUGUGUUGUAGACACUUGGUUAGAAGCUGCUGCAACUGCCCUCUCCCAUCAUUAUAACAUCUUCAACAGAGAACAGACUUUGUGUUUGAAAGGCUCAGCCUCUCCACAUGAAGAAGUCUAUGGAUGUGUAAGGAUGAGAGUAAAGAGGAAAAUCUUAUUUUUA
Molecule: messenger RNA, 5528 nt
Organism: Cercocebus atys (sooty mangabey)
Lineage: Eukaryota; Metazoa; Chordata; Mammalia; Primates; Cercopithecidae
Gene: DENND2D
Product: DENN/MADD domain containing 2D
Exons: 12
Coding region: 3695-5095 (466 amino acids)
Cellular component (GO): nucleoplasm; cytosol
Source: RefSeq, a predicted model, not a curated record